AUGUCGCCUUCGUCAACAAAGGGCAUGAAACGGCGCAAUUCCUUCACAGUCAUUACCGACCGAAUCGAACACGAUCCUGCCCACCACCUUGCCGGCCCCUUUAUGCCUCAGACACCGUUGGGUAGCUUGACGCCCGUCGAAGAACGGAAUGCGUCACCGUUUCGGCGUCGUACUUUUUCGCGCCCACCUGUGUCUCCGUGGUUGCGGUGGGCAAUUGAACCAGUGGAAGCAUUAAAGCUGCUCAUCGAAAGUCUUUGGAACCUAUUCUUUCCCCCUAUUCUCGGUCCAUACCCCGAUACCCAAAGCGUGAACCCUUUUGGUGUUUUCUUCCUCCUGUCGCAUUAUAUCCCCACCUCGACACCUGACGACCCGCGUUACCAAAAAGGCUGGUUUGACCUAGUCUUCAUUGCUUAUCACAUCGUCUUCUGGUCCAUGGUUCGCCAAUUUGUCACAAUCAACAUCUGUCGACCUAUCGCUAAAUACUUUGGAAUUCGUAAAGAAGGUAAACUCGACCGCUUUGGUGAACAGGGGUAUGCUGUGUUUUAUUUCUUCAUUAUGGGGUGUUGGGGUUUGCGCAUCAUGCACCGACUGCCUACAUGGUGGUACCGAACGGAAUACUUCUGGAUUGACUACCCCCAUUGGGAUAUGAUACCCGAACUGAAGCGUUACUAUAUCAUGCAGAUGGCGUAUUGGUCUCAGCAGCUGCUCGUUAUGCUUCUAAAAUUGGAGAAGCCCCGCAAAGAUUACAACGAAUUAGUAGCACACCAUAUCGUCACUAUCUGGCUGGUGGGAUGGAGCUACCUCGUUAACCUCACGCUAAUCGGCAACGCUGUUUAUAUGAGUAUGGAUAUUCCAGACACAUUGCUAGCUUUCUCGAAGCUCCUCAAUUACAUCCAAUGGGAGCGGGCCAAAGUCGUUUCAUUCGCCCUUCUCAUCGGCAUCUGGACAUACUUCCGGCAUAUCCUGAAUUUAGUAAUAUUGUAUUCGGUGUGGACCGAAUUCGAUCUUAUUCCUGAGCAUACAAGAUUAUGGAAUCCCCCGGAGGGUGUUUGGUUGCCUUGGUGGAUGAAGUAUCAGAUCUUCGUACCCAUUGCACUACUUCAGCUUCUCAACCUCUUCUGGUACUACUUGAUCAUGCGGAUUCUAUACAGGGCUAUCAUGACAUCAGUGACUGACGAUGUGCGCUCCGACGAUGAGGACGACGAAGAUGAAGGAAAAGAUACCAAGGAGGAUUAA
Molecule: messenger RNA, 1236 nt
Organism: Desarmillaria tabescens
Lineage: Eukaryota; Fungi; Basidiomycota; Agaricomycetes; Agaricales; Physalacriaceae
Product: longevity assurance proteins LAG1/LAC1
Exons: 12
Coding region: 1-1236 (411 amino acids)
Biological process (GO): ceramide biosynthetic process
Cellular component (GO): membrane
Molecular function (GO): sphingosine N-acyltransferase activity
Source: RefSeq, a predicted model, not a curated record